This is a messenger RNA of Dicentrarchus labrax (European seabass), 2855 nucleotides long. RefSeq names its product family with sequence similarity 120B (gene fam120b). Gene Ontology annotation, cellular component: nucleus. The record is from RefSeq and is a predicted model, not a curated record. The transcript is spliced from 15 exons. Lineage: Eukaryota; Metazoa; Chordata; Actinopteri; Moronidae. The coding region runs from base 100 to 2373 and encodes 757 amino acids.
GACGCCACGCGUAGAUAACAGGAAGUAAUUUGAAUUUACAGUGUUUGAAGUAAACACAACACGGAUAAAUGCUGCUCAUGUGCGCCACAAGUUUAAAAAAUGGGUGUGAAGGGUCUUCAACUCUUUAUGAGCCGCUGCUGUCCAGAAGCCUGUGUGACUGUGAACCUGAGAGAAAUGGCCAGACAACAUGUUACCAAAAGCCAGCAAGGCAGCACGACCACAGCUAACAGCCCCCCCACCCUCGUUGUGGAUGGUAUGGCCUGCCUCUGCCACUGGUACUCAUGUAAGGACUGGGUGUGUGGGGGCCAGUGGAGGGAAUACUUGGAUGUGUUAAAGAGCUGGGUAGAGGCCUUCACUUCAGCGGGCAUCAGACUGGUCUUCUUCUUUGAUGGGGUGGUGAAAGAGCAGAAGAGACAGGAGUGGGUGAAGAGGAGACGCAGAGUGAACGGGGAGGUUUCUAAAAUAUUCCGGCACAUAAAGGCAUACGGAGAGCAGCCUGGUAGAAAUCUCUUUUGUAUUCCUUCUGGUCUGGCGACAUUCACACCCUUUGCUCUCAGGUCACUGGGUCAGGAAGUGUUUUGCUCAGUGCAGGAGGCCGAUUAUGAGAUCGCCAGCUAUGCUCGUCAACAUGGCUGUAUGGGCAUUCUGGGACAGGACUCAGACUUCAUUAUAUAUGACAGUGCCCCCUACUUGUCUGUGGAAAAGCUGCGGAUUGACAGUCUCAACACUGUCCUGUACGACCGACAGAGGCUCUGCCGGACCAUUGGAUUGGCUGUUACCCAGCUACCUCUACUGGCCUGUCUCCUAGGUAAUGAUGUGGUGUCAGAGGAGCGAAUGCGGCACAUCAGGAACGAUGCCAUGGCAACAUACAGGAUAAACAACCCUGUACCACCCUUUGAUGCUCCUCAGGGACAGACGGUGCUAGCUGUAUCCCACCUUGUGAGCUCCUUGUGGGCCAGAAAGGAGGAAGAUCCAGAGUUCAUCCCUCAGACUCUGAAUCUGUCAGCUCCUCACAGAGAGCUACUGAAGAUGGGGAUUUGCUCCUACUUACUGCCUCAACAGGAAGCACUUCAGCAAUGUGACAACUCUACGUUAAUGUCUGCCCCAGCCUUUGAGAAACACGUUAGUCCUGAAAUAUUAAAGGCCUGUAGAGAGAAGCAUGUAGCAGCAGAGGGUUUCAUGGUUUACGGUGUUGUGUGCGAUGGAGUCAUUCAAUGUAGCAACACUCUGGAGGAUGAAGAAGAUGCUGAAUUACUGCCCCAGGCCCUCGUCUACAAACCGUGCAGACAACACAUCUAUGGGCUGCUGCUGCUGCACGGGCAGGAUGGCAGCAGUGUUGAUCUUCCAGCAAUCAGGGAAUGGUUUGUCUACCCUGGAAACCCUCUGAAGGAACCUGACAUGGUCCACCCUCUCCCAACCAGCCUCCCAUGUGAUCAGCCCAAUCUGGACUUGUUAUGGUUUGGCAAUGGUCCUGAAGUUGCUGCUCUUCGCUUGACGUACUUCCUUUCAAUUUUUGACUGCCAGGAGUUCUCAGAGCUGUAUGGAGCUAUUGACGACUCUCUGCUGGCUGCUCUCUGCCUGGUCACUUACAUAGCCCUCCAGGUACAGACUUUGUCUCAAGAGGACUUGGAUGCUUACCUCAGUCAAGCUGUGUGUCUGAGACUAAAAUCCCCCCUGGAGCUUCAACAGAUCAAGCUGCCUUUCGUCUCCAGUCGUGCGGUGCAGCUCGGAUCUCUCUACGUCCGAGGACUGAGCCACCUGCUGGGUGCUAACUCUGCCAGCGGCUGCCCGCUGCCCAGCACUGCUCUGAUGCCUUGGCACAGCUUCGAUGGACGGCUGUUCCACUCAAAGUACCUGCUGGCACAUAGCGGCACAGAGAAAACUGUGUUGCUGGACAGCGACUCCUCCAGUUUGUCUCUGUUUCUCUGCCUGAGAGAGAAACUUACUGAAACCUGCGGGAAGCGGGGCAGAGUCCUGCAGUCCAGACCCAUUGCACCAGAACAAAGGCAUAAAACCACACCAGGACCCAGCUACAGAGAAAGACACACAGGUCAGCCUCCAAGUAGUGGUGAGAACUGGAGAGAAAGAGGAGAGACAACAGGAGGCCAUCGACAUGGAGGAGAAUGGAGGGAGAGAGGGGAGGCAAGAGGAGGGCGAAGUGGAGAUGACAACAGAGAGAGACUGUGGGGGAGAGGAGGACACAGAGGUGAAUGGAUGAGAGGAGGCCAACAUUUUCACCAUCAUCCUCAUUCUUAUCCUAACUUCCACGAUGGAGGACCCCAGAACACGAGGGCCAGAGGUCGAUCGUACCACAACAGAGGGCGAUACCAGCUGGCCCCGAGAUGGUCACAGCCUCCUCCAUCAGGAACAUGACUCGACCCGGAACAGAGAGGAGAGAAGAGGAGGAUUAGAGGGGGGGAUUUGAGGAGUUAAGAGGAUGAGAAAGAUGUGAUGAAAAGUGUGAAGGAAUCAAAUUUCUCUGAACAAACUGAUUAGUGAAAUACCCGUAAGGAAUGUUUGUCUAAAGGAUGCAGUAGGUAGAGAAAUGGCUAUCAGGAGGAGGCAGAGUGAAGAGAUUAGGAAUACAUGAUUUUAUUUGCCAGUUUAACCUGAAUUUGUCUUUUUGUGCACAUUAAAACAACUCUGUAUACGUACUCUUAAAGUCAAUCAUCUUAAAGCGUCUCAUGGCAACUUAUGUGUCUUACUGUGACAGAAAAUGAACAGUGCGUGUGAGCACACGCCAAACAAACAGUAAUGAGCUACUUCAAACAUGCACUGAGAAGUGGAUUAAUGGUUAAUCCUCAAGCCUGUUUUUACCUCUUAUCUGUGACAAUAAAAGGGCAAAGAUCUUAAAA